Molecule: messenger RNA, 2076 nt
Organism: Alexandromys fortis (reed vole)
Lineage: Eukaryota; Metazoa; Chordata; Mammalia; Rodentia; Cricetidae
Product: aldehyde dehydrogenase, cytosolic 1
Exons: 13
Coding region: 67-1572 (501 amino acids)
Molecular function (GO): benzaldehyde dehydrogenase (NAD+) activity
Source: RefSeq, a predicted model, not a curated record
GAGCAAGUGCCCUAACAGAACCAGACUGCUAAGCUUGUCACCAGUGUUCCAGGAGCCAAACCAGCAAUGUCUUCCCCUGCACAACCUGAAAUCCCUGCCCCGCUGAACGACUUGAAGAUUCAGUAUACCAAGAUCUUCAUCAACAAUGAAUGGCAUGAUUCAGUGAGUGGCAAGAAAUUUCCUGUUAUUAACCCAGCAACUGAGGAGAUCAUCUGCCAUGUGGAAGAAGGGGACAAGGCAGAUGUGGACAAAGCCGUGAAGGCUGCACGACAGGCUUUUCAGAUUGGCUCCACAUGGCGCACCAUGGAUGCUUCAGAGAGGGGGCGGCUGCUGAACAAGCUGGCUGACUUAAUGGAAAGAGACCGUCUACUGCUGACUACAAUGGAAUCAAUGAAUGCUGGAAAAGUAUUUCCUCAUGCAUACACGAUGGAUUUAGAAGUAAGCAUAAAAAUAUUAAAGUACUGCGCAGGCUGGGCUGACAAGAUCCAUGGCCAAACAAUACCAAGUGAUGGAGAUAUUUUCACUUAUACAAGACGUGAGCCUAUUGGGGUGUGUGGCCAAAUCAUCCCCUGGAAUGGUCCCUUGUUCGUUUUCACUGGAAAGUUAGCCCCUGCCCUUGCCUGUGGGAACACAGUGAUUGUCAAACCAGCAGAGCAAACCCCUCUCACUGCUCUUCAUAUGGCAUCUUUAGUAAAAGAGGCAGGAUUUCCUCCUGGUGUGGUGAAUGUUGUCCCUGGUUAUGGACCAACUGCAGGGGCAGCCAUCUCCUCACACAUGGACAUCGACAAAGUGUCCUUCACAGGAUCAACAGAGGUUGGCAAAUUAAUCAAAGAAGCUGCAGGGAAAAGCAAUCUGAAGAGGGUCACCCUGGAGCUGGGGGGAAAGAGUCCUUGCAUUGUGUUUGCAGAUGCUGACUUGGACAGUGCUGUUGAGUUUGCACACCAAGGAGUGUUCUGCCAUCAGGGUCAGAUUUGUGUAGCAGCAUCCAGACUUUUUGUUGAGGAGUCAAUUUAUGACGAGUUCGUGAAAAGGAGUGUUGAGCGGGCUAAGAAAUACAUUCUUGGAAAUCCUCUGAAUGCAGGAAUAAAUCAAGGUCCUCAGAUUGACAAGGAGCAACUUGACAAAAUACUUGAUCUCAUUGAGAGUGGGAAGAAAGAAGGAGCCAAACUGGAGUGUGGUGGUGGACGCUGGGGGAACAAAGGCUUCUUUGUUCAGCCCACAGUGUUCUCCAAUGUUACCGAUGAGAUGCGCAUUGCCAAAGAGGAGAUAUUUGGACCAGUGCAACAAAUCAUGAAGUUUAAAUCUAUAGAUGAUGUGAUCAAGAGAGCGAACAACACCUCCUAUGGCCUGGCAGCUGGAGUCUUUACAAAAGACCUGGAUAAGGCCCUCACUGUAUCUUCUGCUCUGCAGGCUGGGCUAGUGUGGGUGAACUGCUAUUUGGCUAUGGCUGUCCAGUGUCCUUUUGGUGGAUUCAAGAUGUCUGGAAAUGGGCGAGAACUGGGUGAGCAUGGCAUGUAUGAAUACACUGAGCUCAAGACAGUUGCAAUGAAAAUAUCUCAGAAGAACUCAUAAAGAAGCCAGCAAAGUGAUGAGAAACCAUUAAGCAAUUGGACACAUCACCUAUAGUCACCAAUACAGUGACUCUUUCUUACUGACUUUUUAAAAAAGUGAUUCAUCAGUAUUAAUGUCACACGUAGAAAACAUGUAGCUUGAUCUGAAAGAAUCACUAGCCUUCUAAUAUGUGACCCCAAUUCCUAGUGCAUAUGAAAAGGAUUGAUUUAGGUACCUGCUCCUUGUGACUCUGCCAUGAUUAGGUGCUUUCCAGUGUAGACACUUGUUUAGAAUAUUUCCUUGGUAUGGGGGACCAGUAGUGAUUUAAGUUCUCUCCCUCCGUGACCCUUUGUAUGCCUAAUGACUACAGAGUAAGUUGUUCUGUUUCCUAUGGUUAUUCCCUCUGAGUGUUGUGAAAUGGUUUCUAGAAUGCCCAGAUGGAAUUAAAAUGUGACGCUUAAUAAAGGCAAUCUCACAAGAUUUUUGUUCAACUUAAGUUUUUAAAAUAAAUUUUAUUGUUUAAAA